Messenger RNA from Rhopilema esculentum, 2199 nucleotides. The record is from RefSeq and is a predicted model, not a curated record. NCBI's taxonomy places the organism in Eukaryota, Metazoa, Cnidaria, Scyphozoa, Rhizostomeae, Rhizostomatidae.
AGGGCUCAAAAAGCGACGGGAAACGAGAAAGAGACGGGAAACGAUAAAGAAACGGGAAACGAUAAAGAAACGGGAAACGAUAAAGAAACGGGAAACGAGAAAGAGGCGGGAAACGAGAAAGAGGCGGGAAACGAGAAAGAGGCGGGAAACGAUAAAGAAACGGGAAACGAGAAAGAAACGGGAAACGAGAAAGAGGCGGGAAACGAUAAAGAAACGGGAAACGAGAAAGAGACGGGAAACGAUAAAGAAACGGGAACGAGAAAGAAACGGGAAUCGAUAAAGAAACGGGAAACGAGAAAGAGGCGGGAAACGAUAAAGAAACGGGAAACGAGAAAGAGACGGGAAACGAUAAAGAAACGGGAAAGGAUAAAGAGACGGGAAACGAUAAAGAAACGGGAAACGAUAAAGAAACGGGAAACGAGAAAGAGGCGGGAAACGAUAAAGAAACAGGAAACGAGAAAGAGACGGGAAACGAUAAAGAAACGGGAAAGGAUAAAGAGAUGAGAAGCGAGGAAGAGAGGGUGAGAAAAGCUAUGUGAUUUGUCUCUCUGAAAAACACAAGGGGAGAUAGAAAGGGGGAAUGAAAAAUCAAACAAAACCAAUGAAAGAAAGAAACUAUAGGAUAAUAGAAGCAGUUAAUAGUAACAGAGUUAAAAGAGAUGAAAAUUAUAAAUUGCGAUAAAGAGUUGGCUAUUCAUCUUUUCUUUUUGUAAAAGAGAAAGCAUCGAAAAAGGGAGCCUCAAUCCGAAGAAACUAUUUCUUCAAAAAUUGUUUCCAGGAAUAGAAAAAGCCUUCUCGUUUUUAAGAAAUUUAAUUCAUGAGAUUCACAACUAUUAGCAAAGGUCAAGCCGACAAAUGGAUAUUUUCAAUUUAUGAACACCAGCCCAUAAAGGAAAAUUCCUAUAAAUGAUUCUUCUCAUAAUUAACAAUUGCAAAUAAAAAACAACUAAGAUGGACAUCAAGAAGCAACCUCUAGGAAACAUACUAAAACAGUCAAUAAUGAACAAAUAGUUUUGUCCUUAAGUAAUGUAGAGGCAACCUACAGACAAUGUUCGCCUCCCCACUAGCGACAAUAGAUCUGGUCCCAAAAAAAAUGUCUGCUAUAGCAAAGUUUCAGAGUAUAAUGACAUACCUGCUCAAUUAGAAUAUCGCCAAUUACUUCAACUACAUUGUCCGUCGACAUUUCUUUUCGCUUCAUCAACGCCCUUCGAAAAUUUAAUUUAUUUGAGUUUAGAUCAUAAUCUUCAAUUCUUUGCUGGUAUUAAGUAAGAAAAUGUUUGUGAAACAAAUUUAAUGUUUUUGAACGCAUUCCUCUCGUCUCAAGACAAAAUACGUCCUUUUGCGUCACACUGCAAUCUGUUUCAACACAAUCUAACACAAUCUUAAAAUCUUUGCUAAAUGUAAAAUGGACAGAAAAGUACUCACUCUAAUAGCUUCAUAUUACAGAAAACAACUUCCUUUAAGUUUAUGAAAACUGUCCUCAAUUCAUCUUCUGAUAGAAUACCAGCAUCUGCCAUAGGUUUGUAGAAAACCUGUGGCAAAAAUAAUUGCACUUUAACUAAGAGAUAGAUGAAGACUAAUUAGAAAUAUGGAGCAUGUGCUUGAUGUUUGAGUGCUUGUAGCAAAUAGGUAAAUUAUAAGGAAUACAGGCGUGAAACACUAAUCGACACUGAUAUGCCAUUCUCUAGUGGGAAAAAUUUUGGAUGAAAUAGCCAAGAAUAAGAAUUUGGAAGUUCAUUUUUAUCAAAAAAUUCUUUUUUUGUUUUUCGAAAAUAUUUGAAAACUUGUUCAAAACCUUUCCAAAUAUAAUUACUGCAAGAACUUUGCGAAGGCAAAAAAUAAUUCGAAGAAUGUGUUAAAGAAAUGGGUUAAAGUACUGGAAAUUUUUUGAGGCCACAAAGAAUAUUUUCUUACAAAAGUAAAGAAAUAAAAUUCUAAAUUGUUGGAAUAUAACAUAAGAUUUAAAAAACUUGUGCAAAAUUUUUUCCAAAUUUAAUUUGGAUUUUGAAAUAAACACGAAGAUGAGCAAAAUUCCAUACCUCCAGUGUAGCUUUCAGAUCAUAAAUGUAGUUUCUUUCGGUGUUGAUUAACUCGUGAAUAUGGUUCUGAAAGAUAAAAUACCUUUGUUGAUAAAAUAGGGCAAAACAAAUAAACAUAAACAUAAAAAAAGUCUCCUACAAACAGAUUCCCAGGCCCUUC